AGGAAUUUGACAAGAAACUGAAUUUUUGAUCAAAUAUAUUUUGAGUAUGAAACCAGACAUGUAACAAAGUUUAGAUUCUUUCAUUUGAUUAAGGUAUGGUCUGAAUAUGCGUUGCUUGGCAGCUCGGGUCAGCUAUAAGACUCUGAUUAUCAUCUGCACACUCUUCACUUUGGUCACAGUACUUUUGUGGAAUAAAUGUUCCAGCGAUAAAGCGAUCCAGUUUCCACGGCACUUGAGUAGUGGCUUCAGAGUGGAUGGAUUAGAAAAAAGAGCAGCAGCAUCUGAGAGUAACAACUAUGUGAACCACAUGGCCAAACAGUCUGAGGAGGCAUUCCCUCAGGAACAGCAGAAAGCACCCCCUGUUGUUGGGAGCUUCAACAGCAAUGGGGGAAGCAAGGUGUUAGGGCUCAAAUAUGAAGAAAUUGACUGUCUCAUAAAUGAUGAACACACAAUUAAAGGGAGACGAGAGGGAAAUGAAGUCUUUCUUCCAUUCACUUGGGUAGAGAAAUAUUUUGAUGUAUAUGGAAAGGUGGUUCAAUAUGAUGGCUAUGAUCGGUUUGAAUUCUCUCAUAGCUAUUCCAAAGUCUAUGCACAGAGAGCCCCGUAUCACCCUGAUGGUGUGUUUAUGUCCUUUGAAGGCUACAAUGUGGAAGUCCGGGACAGAGUCAAGUGCAUAAGUGGGGUUGAAGGUGUACCUUUAUCUACACAGUGGGGACCUCAAGGCUAUUUCUACCCAAUCCAGAUUGCACAGUAUGGGUUAAGUCAUUACAGCAAGAAUCUAACUGAGAAACCCCCUCACAUAGAGGUGUAUGAAACAGCAGAAGACAGGGACAGAAACAGCAAGCCUAACGACUGGACCGUGCCAAAGGGGUGCUUUAUGGCUAGUGUGGCUGAUAAGUCUAGAUUCACCAAUGUUAAACAGUUCAUUGCUCCAGAAACCAGUGAAGGUGUAUCCUUGCAACUGGGGAACACAAAAGAUUUUAUUAUUUCAUUUGACCUCAAGUUCUUGACAAAUGGAAGUGUGUCCGUGGUUCUAGAGACCACAGAAAAGAAUCAGCUCUUCACUGUACAUUAUGUCUCAAAUACCCAACUAAUUGCUUUUAAAGAAAGAGACAUAUACUAUGGCAUUGGGCCUAGGACUUCAUGGAGCACGGUUACAAGGGACCUGGUCACUGACCUCAGGAAAGGAGUGGGUCUUUCCAACACAAAAGCUGUCAAGCCAACCAAAAUAAUGCCCAAAAGGGUGGUUAGGUUGAUUGCAAAAGGGAAAGGAUUCCUCGACAACAUUACCAUCUCCACCACAGCCCACAUGGCCGCAUUCUUUGCUGCCAGUGAUUGGCUGGUAAGGAACCAGGAUGAGAAAGGUGGCUGGCCAAUUAUGGUGACCCGUAAGUUAGGAGAGGGGUUCAAGUCUUUAGAGCCAGGGUGGUACUCUGCCAUGGCCCAAGGGCAAGCCAUUUCUACAUUAGUCAGAGCCUAUCUGUUGACAAAAGACCAUUUAUUCCUCAGUUCAGCUUUAAGGGCAACAGCCCCUUACAAGUUUCUGUCAGAGCAGCAUGGAGUUAAGGCUGUGUUUAUGAAUAAACAUGACUGGUAUGAAGAAUAUCCAACCACACCUAGCUCUUUCGUUUUAAAUGGCUUUAUGUAUUCUUUAAUUGGGCUGUAUGACUUAAAAGAAACUGCAGGGGAAAAACUUGGGAAAGAAGCAAGGUCCUUGUACGAGCGAGGCAUGGAAUCUCUUAAAGCUAUGCUCCCCUUGUAUGACACUGGCUCAGGGACCAUCUAUGACCUCCGCCACUUCAUGCUUGGCAUUGCCCCCAACCUGGCCCGCUGGGACUACCACACCACUCACAUCAAUCAGCUGCAGCUACUCAGCACCAUCGAUGAGUCCCCAAUCUUCAAAGAAUUUGUCAAGAGGUGGAAAAGCUACCUUAAAGGCAGCAGGGCAAAGCACAACUAGAGCUCAGAACCAAAAUCAUCUUUCAGCCUCUGCCGUACACAAAAACCAUGGGCCCUAUCUCAGCAGAGCUUAGGCACAUUUUAAAAGGUGGUAUACUAGGUUUUUGUGGAUUACAUCGAAGUGAUAAACCAGUCUUCUGAGAUAAUUGCAUUCUGUGGGUUGGGUGUUUCGAAACAUGGGUGGCACUUGGAGCAGAAAAGUGUUUAGUCAAUGGCUGAACAGGGAUGUUUAACUUUGCCUUGCUUAUUACAUAACGUCUACAGUUCCACAGAUGGUCCAGUCCCUCUGGGUCUGGGGAAGACACUGGUAAGUAGCUGCUACUGGCCAACUGUCCAGCACGUACCUGAAAACUUAGUAUGGGUCUCUUUUAAAAUGUGAUGAUUUAUGUUUAUGUUGGAAACAAACUUUAAAAAAAAUAAUGUGCUGUAAUACAGUAAAUGUGUACUCGCAGCCUGAAUAGUGGACUGUGUGCAACUUUUUAAAAUGAUGUUUCUUUUCUACAGAUUAAUUUCUUGGCGAACUUCGUGUUGCGUUUCUUGAAUUUGUUAUAUAUGGAGAAUAUUUUGAAUGUACGGUUUUCUUGAAAUGUGUAAAUUAAAAACACAACCAGUGUUCAGGCUUCACAGUUAUAUAAUGUAAGCACAACUAAAACAAAACUUGUUGACUGCACAAGAAAUCACAAAAAUGUUAUGUUUUAUGAAACUUGAUCUACAAUCAGUAAAGAUUUGAUAAUCAAUGGAUCCCUCCCCACCCCUGCUGUGAUGGUUUCUUUUUGUCACUGUCUAGAAUUCUGUAUUUCAUUUCAGACUAUACUUGAGAGUUUUGUCUAUUUUGGGGGACAUUUUUGGGACGUUGUGGAAAUUUUAUUGGAGAAAGGGGCUAAUCCAUUCCGACUACCCUUUCAGGAUUUUUUUUUCCCUCUUUAAAGAAAAAUACUAUGUCAGAUAUUACACACAAGAAUCGUGGCAGGUUUUUUCCCUACUUUUGGAUCAUUCUUGGUCAUCAACUUUCCAGACCAUUGACUCUGCACAUGAGUGUUUUUCCUUUGCAAUUUUAAUUUUAAAUUAUUUCAGCUCUUGGAUAGAAGUGAUUGAUGCUACCGCAUUUGCUGU
Odobenus rosmarus divergens (Pacific walrus) is the source of this 3072-nucleotide messenger RNA. It is a transcript of the gene GLCE, whose product is annotated as glucuronic acid epimerase. Gene Ontology annotation, molecular function: heparosan-N-sulfate-glucuronate 5-epimerase activity. The record is from RefSeq and is a predicted model, not a curated record. The coding region runs from base 107 to 1960 and encodes 617 amino acids. Gene Ontology annotation, biological process: heparan sulfate proteoglycan biosynthetic process. NCBI's taxonomy places the organism in Eukaryota, Metazoa, Chordata, Mammalia, Carnivora, Odobenidae. Gene Ontology annotation, cellular component: Golgi apparatus. The transcript is spliced from 4 exons.